Klebsormidium nitens is the source of this 4213-nucleotide messenger RNA. The record is from the annotation of a GenBank genome assembly. Lineage: Eukaryota; Viridiplantae; Streptophyta; Klebsormidiophyceae; Klebsormidiales; Klebsormidiaceae.
GGACAGUUCCGAAAUGACCGGGCGGCCGGAAGGAGCUAAGCAAGGAGUUAAAGGAGUACGGAGAAAAGUUGUGAUUGGCCGCGCGACUCCUUUGCAUCUUCUCAAAACCAACUUGGCUCUCUUCUCAAGCCAGCUCUGAUGAGAAAGUCAUCCAAUUCGAGCGCUUCCUGUUGGCUGAGUUGGUCCUUUUUAGGCAAGCAACUUGCACAUCGAAAGUGCUCCCAAAGCGCUUCCUGAAAAAUGGUGAAUGCAGCAAGCGGAUCAAUCGUUUUCUUUUCUUCUUUGGUGCUCAUCAUGUAAUCAGCUGUAACAACCAGUCUCAGACUAUGAUCGAGCAGAGAGACGAGGUUUGAGAAUGUCGCAAAAAGGACAAGUUCGAAGCUCCGGUUUGCUGGGGUUUUACUUUACAUCAUAGCGCCAUCGCUUACAGCAAUUGGGGUGAAGUUCCGGGGUGCAGUCUUAGCUGGUGGUCCUUUGGGUGGCCAUCACUGCUUAGCGGCAUGCACCUCAAAUGUCAGGAUCUACUAGUCCUGAUGCAUGGCAGACUUUCUGUCAAUUGACUUGGGGACGCACAUCGCGAUCAGUCACCAUGGCAAUUGCACAGUUGGUACCAAGAGGGUCCUUGGCUUGCCGCCAAGACUUGCUGGCGUCACAUUACAUUGCAAGCAGAGAAAUACACUGGAGAUCAUCCAACUUCACCAGAAGAUCUCAGCCACUGUCGGAAACAGGGCAAUGCGCGCCUUUGAUUGCAAGAAGAACGCAGCUUGCAACGUUCUCAGCAAAGGGGGCAUCAUGGAAGAUUGGCACAUCAAAAGCCACAGCUCAAACCGAAACCCAAGUCGUCUGCCCAGGUCCAGAUACUGAUGAAUUGGGGACAUAUACACGGGUCUUGGCAAAACGCCAGCUUUACCGGCAGAGAGGACGUCGCUCAAAAUGCCCAGCCAAGCGUCGACCAGCGCCCACCUGGGCUGCGGAAGGUGGCACCGCGCAAGUGACCUCAGCGGGACCCGGUGCUGAUGUCAUCCGAGGUCCAUGCACGCACAUUGCAAAAGGAACUUUCCUUUCUGAGAACCAACGGAAGGAGGUCGCUGAAGUGUUUGCACAUCAUGGGGGCAAGUUGAUUCGUUCGGGACAGCUUCUCCAAGCGCUAGCGGCGAUCGGAGAACGCUGGUCGAAGCAAGAGGCCGAAAAAGCGCUGCACGAAGCAGGGGGAUCCCUCGACAGCGUCGAUGCCCUGGACCGUCUGCUACAUGACGUCAGCGCCGCGGCGACAGCUGUCCAAAUGUGCCUUCCCGGAAACGAGGAGAGUACCAGGGUACUCCGCCCGCUUAUGUCCCGGCGGGUUUAUAAGCGGGGGGAAACGCUGGUCAACCAGGGCGAGAUCGGAACGGAGUUCUUCGCCCUCGCGGCGGGCUCCGUGUCCGUAAUCAAGGACGGCCAACGGAUCGGGGGGAUGCGCGCCCCGGACUACUUUGGCGAGCUCGCGCUUCACACGCAGGCGCCCCGGGCCGUCACCAUACAAGCCGCCGAUGACGUCACAGUGUACGUCUUGCGGGAAGCCGACUACGCGAAGCACAUCAAGGAGCAGAACGCGGACAAGCGCGCGAAGUACGGCGCGUUUCUGGCGUCCGUGCCCCUUUUGAAGGACAUGGAACCGUACGACCGACUGAAGCUGUGCGACGCGUUGAAGGAGCAGCAGUUCCAAGACAACGAGCUCAUCAUUCAGGAAGGAGAGGACGGCGCGCGCAUGUACAUAGUUACCGAGGGGGAGGUCGUCAUCGUGAAGUCAUUUGACAGCAAGCAGCCGGUGCAAGUGGCGGUCAUCAAACCAGGCGGCUUCUUUGGGGAGCGUUCCAUCGUGAAAAGCGAGCGGCGCGCCGCGAGCGCGCUCUGCCACGGCCCCGUCCAGUGCGUGUCACUGGACCGGCUCUCGUUCCUGCGGAUGCUGCAAAGUCAGGCGACGUCCGGUAUCAUCCAGAAUUCCGUCAAGGGAUACCGGACUGCGGCGGACGCUAACCAGGUGUAUACUCUGGGCGCUUUGGUCUCGCUCCAGCUCCUGGACGCGGCCGCGUAUGAGGACGAGGCAUACGCUAUGGAGGUCGUCGAGGGGCACGUGCCGACCGAUCUGGACGGCGUCCUGUACAGAAACGGCCCCGCCUCCUUGAAAGGAGUGGGCGGUUGGCCCCUGAACAACCCGGUAGACGGGGACGGCUGUAUCGCCGCGUUUUCCUUCUCCCGAGGUAAAGUGUACCUGCGGAAACGGGUCGUGCGCACGUCCGCAUUCGAGCGGGAGAAGGCGACCGGGAAGUCGAGCUCCAGGGGGGCAUUUGGCACUGUGAAAGACGGGGGGUAUUUGGCAAAUCUGCUGGACCUGCGUGUGAAGAACGCCGCCAACACCAACGUAGUGUUCUGGGGCGGUCGGCUGCUCGCGCUCUGGGAGGCGGGGUUACCACACGAGUUAGACCCCGAAACCCUCGAAACCCGGGGAGUAACCGACCUUAACGGCGCGCUAACCAGUGUGAUGUACCCCGUGUUGAGAUGGGUGGACCCGCCGUUCCAGCCCGCGUUUGCGGCGCACCCACGGAUCGAUCCGGUGAAGAAAAGGUUCGUCAGCUUUGGCGCAACCACCUUCCCUCACGCUUUGCACGACCGAAUGCGCGUGACGUGCUAUGAGUGGGACGCCGACUGGCGGCUGGUGUUCACGCGCUCCGUGUGGGCCCCAUUCACACUGCUGCACGACUUCUGCAUCACGCCCAACUACUACGUUUUCCUGUACACCCCCGGGAAGAUGGACCUGCCGAAAUUCAUACUCGACCCGAAAGCUGGCAUUGCGGGCGCGGUCAAAUUUAGCAACACGGCGGGGGGGGAGAUCAUGCUGGUCUCGCGGCAUCACCCGACGGCGCCCCCCCAAACGUUCAAAACGGCGCCGCUUUCCGCGCUGCACCACGCGAACGCGUUCGAGGACGGGCUGGGGAACGUGGUGCUGGACACGCUCAAAUACAUGAGGAUCCCGAUGCAGUACUUGCGGACUACGUCGGCCGACUCCGCCGCUUAUCCCCCUCUUGAGUUUCUGCCGGCGUCGAAUGUGGUCCGGUUGCGGCUAGACCUAAAUACCAAGCAGACGACGAUCGAAACGCUCGACAAGCGGAACGGCGAGUUUGCCGCGAUCCACCCGGAGCGGGUUGGCUACAGUGCUCGGUUCAUUUACACCGCGUCAUGUCAGGUUCCGGAAGGGGGCGCGCUUUUCGACGCGCUCAGAAAGGUCGACACCAGCGGGAAGACCCCCCCGCAAAUCUGGGGGGAGUCGCCGACCGUGUAUGUGGGGGAGCCCGUCUUCGUGCCACGUGGCGGGCAAAGAGUGGGCGCGCCGUUUGAAGAAGAUGCGGGCUGGGUGCUCAUUCUACUAUACGAUACUAGAUCGUUGACGACGGACCUUGCUGUGUUUGACGCCAAGGACAUAACGAAAGGACCCGUCGCCCGGUUGAGGUGCCGCCACAACAUGGCGUACGGUCUGCACGGCACGUGGGCCGCCCGGGAAGACUUGAACCGGGGUAGAGGUGCCUUUUCCGGGUGACUGGAGUCUCGCCCGGCGGAAUGACCCAACCACUCCAUCUGUAAUGCUACGACCCGCAAUGAUCAGCUACAAUACGUACCAGAUUGAGCUGGGUUCAGAGCCGACCACAAUAGAAUCCGGAAACUAUCAGGAUGAAUUUGUUUGAUCGACUUCUUCUGCUUGAUUAGAUGCGCUGAGCUUCGAAGGGUGUGCUUUGCUUUUCCAAUUGUGCUACAGUAGAUUCGGCGGCUGCCGAAGCCUACGGCUAGGCUAACCUUAGGUUUGCAGCUUGGAGGCAAAUAAUUAGGAGCUGAUAAAGUGUCUUCCUUAUAGCGCUUGAUGAACCUAGAGCACUUGAUUGACUGUGGCACCUCAUUGUGACUGCAAGGGGACACGUCGCGUAACUUAGAGUUGUGUUCCACGUAAAGAGAGCUUACUGCUUGAAUUUGCUCGCUAGUGGCGGCUUGAAUUCAGCAGCUUAGCGCAUUUGCUCUUACGUUGAUAAGACAUAGAAGGUUUGGAUAAGUUGCUGAUCGGGCAGAAAAAUUCUCAGUCAUGUAUAAUAAAAACGGUUGACGGACACCGGACGUUCCACUUUGGUAUGGCCGCCGAACACUUGUGAUGCUGUUAGUUAUGGUUUGCCUGCUUCUUACUUUCGUG